Molecule: messenger RNA, 7545 nt
Organism: Metopolophium dirhodum (rose-grain aphid)
Lineage: Eukaryota; Metazoa; Arthropoda; Insecta; Hemiptera; Aphididae
Gene: slo
Product: calcium-activated potassium channel slowpoke
Exons: 25
Coding region: 982-4431 (1149 amino acids)
Biological process (GO): potassium ion transport; transmembrane transport
Cellular component (GO): postsynaptic membrane
Molecular function (GO): large conductance calcium-activated potassium channel activity
Source: RefSeq, a predicted model, not a curated record
GCCCGUGUGACUGCACACACAAAAGCGACCCGCGCGCGCGCCACCGCCGCGGCCGCCGCCGUUGUCGCACGGUUGUCGGUUUUCUUACGCGCGCGCGCGGCGGCGGGAAGGCGCGCGAUGGCUGGCGGUGGGCGGGCGGCCGGAGGCUUACAUACAUGCAAGUUCCGGGGACAAGCAGCCGAUCCGUGGCAGUCGCUCGUUACCCAUCGACGGUGUCGCGCGCAGAAUACACCGUGUGUGCGUGCGUGUGUGUGUGCGUGUGUGUGUGUGCGUGUGUGUGUGCGUGUGUGUGAUGUGUGUGUGUGUGUGUGCGAGUGUGUGACCGUCCGCCCGCUCGACGCCGGACACUAUUUAUGAUAAUAAUAUCGUAACUACAUCUGCACGAUAUCAUAUUUUGUAUAGUACGGAGAAAAAAAAAUUUUUUUUUAAUUUUACACACACACAAAAUAACUUUAAAACACGCGUAAUACAAUAAUAUUAUAUUAUAAUAUAGUAUUUCCUGUUACGUACACAAUUCCUGUAUAGUAUAUACAUACAUUAACGGACGUGCAUGUGCACGCGCGAACUUAAGUAAUUUACAAGUCCAACGAGGUGUUUGCUACGUAAGAACAUAACAAGAUAUUAUACGACGACAACUGCAGCGGAAGUUUUUGUUUCGUCGCGAGUCACCGUCACCGGACCAGGCACGCACUGCAACAAUCGGUCACUAUAUAGGGGCACAGGGCUCAUUGGCACGCACGGCGCGCGUCAAGUCGCGCGGCCGGCCGCCGCCCGCGUCCCGUCACGUCUGCCUGCUGAUCAAGUCGCUGCAGCAGCAACACCCGCAUCGCCGACAACACCGGGACCACCGACUGGCCAUGGCCGCGAGGUAACAUCGCGCGCGCCGGCCAGAUACCUCCCGUGUGGUACGCGGCGACGACGAGACGUUGGCCACACCGUGGUAUUUGAUGUUUCCGGAUCGGACGGCCCCGGCGAGGUACAAUGCUUCCGGAAAGGCAAUGCUGCGCGCAGCUAUGCCCGGUGCAGGCGACGACGAUGCCGCCGAAGACCGAGUGCCUGCAAGACCGCAAGUGGUGGUGCUUCCUGCUGUCCAGCGUGUUCACGUUUCUCGCCGGGCUGCUGAUCGUGCUCCUAUGGCGGUUCUUCGCGUUCCUGUUCACGCGCAAGCAGCCCGCCGAGCUCGCGGCGCCCGGUUGCCCGAACAGCGAGCCCAAGAAGGAGCCGAAGCGGCAGGGCAAACAGGAGUUCGAGGGAACGUUCAUGACAGAGGCCAAAGACUGGGCGGGCGAACUGAUAUCCGGACAGACCACUACCGGGCGGAUAUUGGUGGUGCUUGUGUUCAUUUUAAGUAUAGCAUCUCUAAUUAUAUAUUUUAUCGACGCCUCCAACGAGGAGGUUGAACGAUGCCAAAAGUGGAGUCACAAUGUUACUCAACAAGUAGAUUUAGCGUUCAAUAUUUUUUUUAUGGUUUACUAUUUUAUAAGAUUUAUAGCCGCCAGUGAUAAGUUAUGGUUUAUGUUAGAAAUGUACUCGUUUGUAGACUACUUCACGAUUCCACCGUCGUUUCUUUCGAUAUACUUGGGUCGAACUUGGAUCGGUCUAAGGUUCCUCCGAGCUCUGCGCCUAAUGACAGUGCCUGAUAUUUUGCAAUAUUUAAACAUUCUAAAAACGUCGAGUUCAAUUCGACUUGCUCAACUCGUGUCUAUUUUUAUAUCCGUGUGGUUGACCGCCGCCGGAAUCAUCCAUCUCCUGGAAAACUCGGGAGAUCCAUUUGAGUUCCAAAACCAACAACGUUUAUCAUACUGGACUUGUGUGUACUUUUUGAUUGUCACCAUGUCCACGGUCGGAUACGGAGAUGUGUUUUGCCAGACUAUUUUGGGCAGAACUUUUCUAGUAUUUUUCCUACUCGUCGGCCUCGCGAUUUUUGCGAGUUGUAUACCCGAGAUAAUUGACCUGAUCGGAACUAGACCAAAAUACGGAGGAACCCUGAAGAAUGAACGUGGAAGGAGGCACAUCGUCGUUUGCGGACACAUUACCUACGAGUCAGUGUCGCAUUUUUUGAAAGAUUUUUUACACGAAGACAGAGAGGACGUAGACGUGGAAGUGGUAUUCUUACACAGGAAGCCACCUGACCUGGAACUGGAAGGACUUUUCAAGCGACAUUUUACCACUGUCGAGUUCUUCCAAGGUUCUAUAAUGAACCCUAUUGAUUUGCAAAGGGUAAAGGUCCACGAGGCUGAUGCCUGUCUGGUGUUGGCAAACAAGUACUGCCAGGACCCGGACGCCGAAGACGCUGCGAACAUAAUGAGGGUCAUUUCUAUCAAAAAUUACUCGGACGACAUAAGGGUCAUUAUACAACUCAUGCAGUAUCACAACAAAGCGUAUUUACUAAACAUUCCGUCGUGGGACUGGAAACAAGGAGACGACGUGAUCUGCUUAGCAGAGUUGAAACUUGGUUUCAUUGCGCAGAGUUGUCUAGCACCAGGCUUUUCCACAAUGAUGGCGAAUCUGUUCGCCAUGAGGUCGUUCAAAACGAGUAGAGAUGUGAUAGAGCGUUUGAUACCGUGUAUAGUUCCUGUGAAGAGUGUGGAGUUUGGUGUAUUUCAGUCUCCGGAUACGCAAGCGUGGCAGAACGACUAUCUGCAGGGCACCGGCUGCGAGAUGUAUACGGAGACCCUGUCCCCGUCAUUCACCGGCAUGACGUUUCCGCAGGCCAGCGAGUUGUGCUUCACGAAGCUGAAACUUCUGCUGUUGGCCAUAGAAAUAAAAGGCGAGGACGGACGGGACAGCAAGAUAUCAAUAAACCCCAGAGGUUCCAAGAUACAGGCGAGCACCCAGGGGUUCUUCAUCGCUCAGUCGGCCGACGAAGUCAAAAGGGCUUGGUAUUACUGUAAGGCAUGUCACGAAGAAAUUAGAGACGAAACGCUGAUCAAGAAGUGCAAGUGUAAAAACUAUGUCGGUAUGAUUAUGAUGGAGACUGGAAUGUUGGCACAUAAUUAUAAUUUCGAGGACGAUCAUCCUCCCCCCACGGAAACUCCACCAACUCUUCCAAAGAGAGUACAUAAUAUCAGAGGUGACGUCGGGAAGGAAAAGGAAAUAACACUGUUGGGCAACAAAAAUACGCCAACAGCAAUGCCUAAUUCGAUAAUGUCGGCGGCGAAACAGGUGAACAAAGUGAAGCCAAUCAACCGUCCGGCGGACAAAGGGUCGCCCAACCAAAACUACAACCGAGCUCAACAAGAAGAAGGAAGCUACGCCGGAUAUCAACUCGCAUACGAAGUUAAAAAAUUAUUACCGACGACCAGAGGAGGAUCGGCCGGCACAAACAUAAAUAGUAACGGUAUUCAAAUCGGUAUCGCCGACGACCAGGCGAAAGACUUUGAUUUCGAAAAGACUGAAAUGAAGUACGACUCCACCGGCAUGUUCCAUUGGAGUUCGGCGAAAAGCCUCGAAGAAUGCAUCCUGGACAGGAACCAAGCCGCAAUGACCGUAUUGAACGGCCACGUCGUGGUGUGCCUGUUCGCCGAUCCGGACUCGCCGUUGAUUGGUCUAAGGAAUUUAGUUAUGCCUCUGCGGGCGUCAAAUUUCCAUUACCACGAGCUCAAGCACGUGGUGAUCGUCGGCGCCGUGGAUUAUAUCCGCCGAGAGUGGAAGAUGUUACAGAAUUUACCGAAGAUUUCGGUGCUCAACGGAUCACCACUGAGUCGAGCUGACUUGCGAGCGGUGAACGUAAAUCUGUGCGAUAUGUGUGUGAUAUUGUCGGCAAAAGUUCCUAGCAAUGACGACCCCACGUUGGCCGACAAAGAGGCCAUUUUAGCGUCGCUGAACAUCAAAGCGAUGACUUUCGACGACACCAUUGGAGUGCUCACGCAAGACGAGACCGCGGUGACCAAACAGUUCGAUCCGGACGGUCUGAACUGCGCCGGCGGGCCAAUUGUGUUGCAAAGACGAGGGUCGGUGUACGGCGCCAACGUUCCCAUGAUUACCGAACUGGUCAACGAUAGUAACGUGCAGUUUCUUGACCAAGACGACGACGAUGACCCUGACACUGAGCUGUACCUCACCCAGCCGUUUGCGUGUGGUACGGCCUUCGCCGUCAGCGUCUUGGACUCGCUCAUGUCAACGACGUAUUUCAAUCAAAACGCGUUGACGCUCAUCCGAUCGCUGAUCACCGGUGGUGCGACGCCCGAACUCGAACUAAUUUUGGCCGAAGGAGCGGGUCUCCGCGGUGGUUACAGCACCGACGAGAGCUUGGCCAACCGCGAUCGGUGCCGGGUCGGGCAGAUAUCGCUGUACGACGGGCCACUGGCACAGUUUGGCGAGGCCGGCAAGUACGGCGACCUGUUCGUGUCUGCCCUCAAGUCGUACGGGAUGCUGUGCAUUGGUCUAUACAGGUACCGGUAUGAACAACUAACUAUACAUGUUUUGUAGUUUGCUAUUAACUUUAAGUGCCACAACCGCAAAACGGAUUAACAGGGGUCCCGGAUCCGUCCCCGACACACACGAUCGUGAUAUCAUAACAAUAUUAUAACAUUAUUAUUAUGUCGUACUACGUACGAAUUUAAUUUUCUACUGCAUUAUUGCAAUCGCCGUGAGGUGGAGUAUGGGACACGUAGUGUUUGGAUUCCAUCGAUAGUUGUUAUCUGUGCUGGAAAAACGUUUCAGAAACGUUCAGUAGCUGCAGGUAUACAAUAGAAUAAAAAAAUAUAUUUUAAAACAGACAAAUUAGUUUGAAAAUUAUUUAUUAAUAAUUUGAUCGUAUCAAAAUUUUCAGUUUAAAAUUAUUAUAAAGAUUCAAAGAUUCGCGUUGAAGAAAACGUAUUGGAUAUAAAUAUUUUUAUAAUUAUUUAAUGUGUUCAGUUUUAAUGUACCUAUUUCACAGGUAUGGUAUUUUAUAAUUUAACGUUCACAUUCCAUAUUAUUUAUUUAAUCGCAAGUUUCAUUAAAAUCGAUUUUUUCCAAAACGUGUGUAAAUAUUUUUUCGGCAAACGACGAAAUAAAGAUAUAAUUUUCACCAAUUUUGCACUUAAGACGGUUUUCUAGCACAACAAUGACAAAAACAAAUAUAAUAUAUAACUUAAUGUUACGAACAACUAUAAAAAUAAUUUUAAAAACUUUUAUUUUAAAUUUGAAACGAAUUUGGUGACCUGACAUAGUCGCCACUUUUAGUAUGAUAUCACGAUGGUUAUUUGGUUUCCUCGAUCAGAAGACGAAUCGUAUUACAUACAUCUUAUUAUAACAUGCACACGAACACGUGACAUGGCGACUGGUAAACAUUAAUGCCAUAACGCCACUACCAUCGUCUUAUAACGAUAUCGCGACCGCAUCUGCAGUUAUCUGUAGCUACGAGAUUGUAGAUUGUUCGGGAGAUGAUUUGAUUCCGAAAAAUGAUAAACCUGAUAAAAAAUAAAUAAAAAAUUGACUUGAUGUUGUUUUAAAAUAAUAUUUAUUGUAAAAUAAUAAAAUUAUGAUUUAUUGUAAGACUAGGAUAUGUGUUAUUCGAAUAAAAAAUAAUGUUGAAGACACGUGUAGGUGUUAUUCAAAUAAUUACAAUGCACCGUGUUAUAGUUUAUAAUUAACUACGUUGAAACAAAACGAAGACUAAACAAAAAUAUUAUAGCCACAAAAUAAAUAAAAUAUUUGUAGAUGUCAAACUAUUAUUAUAAUAUUAUCAUCAAAUCAAUAGACCAAGAAAAAGUGCAGAAGACGUUAAACUUCUUUCCAGAAUGGUACCAAAAUAUUAUAUCGAACAAUAUUAGUUCAUUUCGAUCUAAUUACCAAGCUAAAAUAUAUCGAUAAUAAUUAUUUAUUCAACACAAUUUCAAUGCCUAGUUAACAGACUAAAGAUCUUUUUUUUGUAUUAAUUAAAUAUGAUUAAAGUGUGAUAAUUUUUUAAGACAAUUUUUCGGUUCAUAUUUUGUAUUUUAAUAAUAAUAUGUUGAUACAGAUUGAUGAAACUUAUUAAAGGUCGCUUACUUCAACAUUGAAUUAAUAUUAACAAUUUCAGUACCUAAUACGAUUUUAGGUCAUAAUAUUGUCUAUAGUUUAUAAAUUACUGAGUCGCAUAAAUGAACUUUAAUAGUAAAACUAUUAAUAUAAAUACAAAGUGCACAAUAUCCAAAACAUAUUUUGUAAUUUAACAACCGUACUAUCUCAAUAUUAUACUAUGCAGUCAUUAUUUUUCAGUAAUAGGUCAUAAGACGUGAAAAAGAUAAACCUAAUUAUCACACAUAUAAAUGACAACGUUUUAAAAUCAUUCGUUUUAUUUAUUGGAGAAACAAAAUUGGAUAUUGGUUUCUCGGGAUCAUACUAAAUAGUACCUCAACUUUCCCGGACAAUAUACAGUUAUGGUUACGGCACCGUGGUCGCGAUGACAAUUUAUUUAAUGGACCUAUGAUUUUAGAUUUUUAAAUUACGAUUGAAAUCAUCACGAUUUUUGAUCAACUGUCGAGUACUCGACUUGUUCGUAUUCGUUAGCGUAUAGACGCAAUUUCAUCCGUGGAAGUGGUGGGCGUGUGCAUGUGGACAAAAAGUCUAUUAUCAUUUUUGCUUUAAUAUUGUCGUUUUGAUGAUAUCAUAAUUGCACGAUCACCUACGCUGUUGAGGAGACGAAACAUAUUAUCUGUUCGUCGGGGCCGAAUCGACAAUGGUCUGAAAUUAUUCGAAGACGCACAAUUUUUUUUUUUACAAACAACCAGCUUUUUUUAAAUAGGUGUUGGUGCCGAAUAUAUAUGUAUAUUUAAUGCUUUUUCACUUUAUGUGUAACAAAAAAUUUAAGUUCUUUACAGAGUGGUUAUUUUAUCGAAGAACAAUAAAUUAUUAGUUAAAUAACUUUACCUUUAAAUUUAACGUUUUUGAAAAUAAUAUUUUACAUAUUUUAAAGUCAUUACAAAAUAACAAAUUCGAAGUUAUUUAAAGAAUUUUGUCAUUUUAAAAUCAAAUUUUGGCGAGUAUUUUAUGAGUAUUUAAAACUUUGAUGAACAACAUUUUGCGUGGUACCCUUUUUACCACUUGACUCCACUGAUCAACAUCUUAAAUAACUACUUAAAAAAAUCAAAAGAAUCGUAAGAGUAUUACUAGUCUAAAAUUUGAUUUUUAUAAAAUAUAAAUCAAAGUUCGACAAAAAUUAUUUUAUUUUAGAAUAAAAAUGAAAGCUGCAUGUUUUCAUUCAAAAAAGAAAAAAACUAAACAAUGAUAACGAUAAAAAAUAUAAUUUUUUUAAUAAUGUUUAAAAACUUAACAUUUUGUAAUAAAAAUAUUUUUUUAAUCGUUAACUGUUUUCGGAACAGUGAUUGUUCUUCGAUAAAAUAAUCACUAGCAUAUUACAAAAAAUAUCAUACUAAAUUGUCCUAUUGUCGUCUUUCGGUUCAGACCGGACCCCUUUUAAUUCACCCCUCCUCCUCCCUGUUUGCAUUACUGCGUGUCUGUGUGUAUGUCUGUGGUGUCGGUGUACUCUUAAGUUAUACUGUUUGUGAUUGUCGUCCCUUUUUUGAGUGUUUUAAUGUCGGCGACCGGACGUCGCUAUUCUCAUCCGAUCUCUUCGGU